Athalia rosae (coleseed sawfly) is the source of this 2282-nucleotide messenger RNA. RefSeq names its product cytosolic endo-beta-N-acetylglucosaminidase (gene ENGase). The record is from RefSeq and is a predicted model, not a curated record. NCBI's taxonomy places the organism in Eukaryota, Metazoa, Arthropoda, Insecta, Hymenoptera, Athaliidae. The transcript is spliced from 8 exons. Gene Ontology annotation, cellular component: cytoplasm. Gene Ontology annotation, biological process: protein deglycosylation. Bases 162 to 1982 code for a protein of 606 amino acids. Gene Ontology annotation, molecular function: mannosyl-glycoprotein endo-beta-N-acetylglucosaminidase activity.
CCUGAAAAAUUCAACGAUAAUUUAUUUGCGUACCGAGAUAUGUGUAUUAUUUGAGCUACAUUUGACCGUGAAAGGUUGAUUGAUAUCUGUCCGCGGUCUAAUCUGUACGCUAUAUAAAUGAAGCCGUUCCGAUUAGUUAUAUUAAAAACUUUUGAAGAACAAUGUCGUCGACGGUUGAAAAAGGUGCGGACAUCGACGAGGCGCUAACCUCCAAGCCGUUUAAAACGUUGAAAGAACUCUACGACGGCGUAGAUAAUCUACCCGAAUGGCCGAAGAUACAAGAAUUGAGAAAAUCAACCGACUAUGUUUACUCGGGAAAAAAUAUCAACAACGUCAAGCUACCGCUGGAAAAAUUUCCGAGAAAUGAGAAGCCGAAAACGCUCGUAUGUCACGACAUGAAAGGCGGUUAUCUGGAUGACAGAUUUGUCAACGGAAGCAAAGCUCACGAUUCGUAUGUCUUCUACCACUGGAGUGUGAUCGAUACAUUUAUAUACUUCAGUCAUUACUUUGUAACCGUACCACCCCAUGGCUGGAUUAACGCUGCACAUAUUCACGGUGUUAAAAUCUUGGGCACAAUUAUAACGGAGUGGACAGAUGGAGCCAAAAUUUGGGAUGAAAUAUUCAAAUCCGAAGAUGAAGUGAAGAAAUUUGCAGACGCCUUGAUAGCGGUAGCCAAAUUUUACAAAUUUGACGGAUACCUAUUGAAUGUGGAGAAUAAGAUCGAUAAAAAGGACGUGGACAAGCUGAUAUUUUUUGUCAAAUAUCUGACAGACAAUAUACACAAGGAGUUGGAGGACUCAGAAAUCAUUUGGUACGACAGCGUAACCUGCACCGGAAGUCUAACAUGGCAGAAUCAAUUGAAUGACUCAAACAAAUGCUUCUUUAACGUAUGUGAUGGGAUAUUUCUGAACUACAACUGGUCUGAUAAAAGCCUAAAAGAAAGCUGUGAAAAAGCGAUCAGCGAGAACCGUAAUGUCAGAGAUAUCUACGUGGGUCUAGAUGUGUGGGGUCGAGGGUGUCCAGGGGGCGGUGGUUUCAACUCAGACUAUGCCCUACGAAAAAUCAGAGAGCACGAUAUGUCCGUUGCUAUAUUUGCUCCAGGUUGGACUCACGAACAUUUUGGUCCGAAAACAUUUGUGGAUACCGAAAAUGUUUUCUGGGCCCAACUGGUUCCCUAUCUCUACAUCCACGUACCUUUGUUCAACGGGGAAAUAUUCCAAACAUCUUUCUGUCAUGGCGCCGGAUUAAAUCAGUACAAUCAGGGUCGGCCCAAGUGCGAGGAUUAUACCGCAGAAGAUUGGUUCAAUAAAGACACACCGUUCUUCAACUUGAGUGCACAGUGUCAUCAACUAUCUGUGCCAGCACCUGAGUUAGAGUUUUUCAAAGAGCCGGAAGCAAUUACAAGCUCGUGUAAUAUAGAUUCAAAUUUACUCAACAAAAAUGAAACCACGGUGGAAAAAGUUGAACCGGAAAAAAAGCUUGCUAAAUUUGAAACAAAAAGAAACAUCGUAAGAGUGGAAGGCAGUACCAUAUGCUUUGAUGUCAAAGAUAAUAUCUGCAAUAUAAAUUACUUCCAAUCUUGCACCCAAUGUUCAUAUAAUGGUGGGAGAUGUUUGGAAUUGAUAACGCAAAACUGUGAACUCUAUCAUAGGCUUUUCUUGAUCGAAGCUACUUUUCCUCAUGAGAUUCAAGUGAGCCUGGUGUAUCGCAUUGACAUUCGCAUCCCGGAGCUAACAGAGCCAUUGUUGGUCAUCGGGAAUGAUGAGAAUUUGAAACUGGUCAAGAAGUACAAAACCGAGGAAUUGCACUUUCCAUGGAAGCGGAACAUAUAUCUGACGGGCUUCAAGGGCAUCACCCAGAUCGGUGUAGCGGCAUCCCAAAAGGGGAUAACUACUCUGGGGGAAAUCAUCAUAGAGCAGAAGCAACCUGGCUACCGUGAUUUGGAGGAAUUUACAGCGUUGAUAUCCGACAUUAACUGUUAAAAAUUAAAAAGAAAAGUGACAGUGACCUAUUGAGGUUUUUAUCGAUUGGCUUGUAAAAUACGAUCAACGGGACUACGGUACUGCACAUUCCAAGAAUACUUGCCAAUCUUUAUUCGAGACCAGCAGAUGUUAUUUCAUAAUAUACAGUUUUCUGUACAUAAAUAUCACGAAUAAUAAUUGUAUAAAUAAUCCUUGUAAACUACGGCUAUAUUAUCGAUUACGCAAACAACUAGUUGUAAAAUUUUUUCUACUGAUAUAUUUCUAAUGAUGCAAUAAAUAAUAUCACAUACUUGACGAGAA